AUGCUGAGGUCAGCUCGUUUGGGGACAUUAAAUGCAACUUUUAUUGUCUACGAAAAUGCCUACAUAAAUAUCACCACUCCUUUUUUCUUGGUACGUAGUGGCACAACACAACCAGUGAAAUAUCUUCUGGGUGCCAUGGUUACCACUGAGGUAACUACUUUGGCAGUCAAUGGUACAGCUGCCCCUACAGUACAACAACCAGACUUCAAGAGCUUGAGCCUGCCACUUCAGAUCAUUCUCUCUGCUGCCAUGAUAUUUAUACUCUUGCUUUCUUUCCUGGGUAACUUUGUUGUCUGCCUCAUGGUCUAUCAAAAGACUGCAAUGCGAUCUGCUAUUAACAUUCUCCUAGCAAGCUUAGCUUGUGCAGACAUGUUGCUUGCUGUGCUAAACAUGCCUUUUGCUCUGAUAACCAUCAUCACCACUCAGUGGAUUUUUGGGGACAUUUUCUGCAGAAUCUCUGCCAUGUUUUUCUGGCUAUUCGUCAUAGAAGGAGUAGCCAUUCUGCUCAUUAUUAGCAUCGACAGGUUCCUUAUAAUAGUUCAGAGGCAGGAUAAACUGAAUCCAUACCGCGCAAAGAUCCUCAUUGCUGUCUCAUGGGCUACAGCCUUUGUUGUGUCUUUCCCACUCUCUGUGGGAAACCCCAGCCUACAGAUACCUUCUAAGGCUCCGCAGUGCGUUUUUGGCUACACCACAAACCCCAGCUAUCGUGCCUAUGUGAUCUUAGUAGUAUUGAUUUCCUUUUUCAUUCCAUUUUUGGUGAUGUUGUAUUCUUUUAUGGGCAUCCUCAACACUUUACGGCACAAUGCAGUUCGUAUCCAUAGCCACCCGGAUAGCAUAUGCCUCAGUCAAGCCAGCAAACUUGGCCUCAUGAGCCUCCAGAGACCCUUCCAGAUGAACAUCGAUAUGAGCUUUAAAACUCGUGCCUUCACAACCAUAUUGAUUUUGUUUGUUGUCUUCAUAAUCUGCUGGGCACCCUUCACCACCUACAGCCUUAUUGCCACAUUCAACAGCCACUUCUAUCACAAGCACAACUUUUUCGAGAUAAGCACUUGGCUCCUUUGGCUCUGCUACCUCAAGUCUGCCCUGAAUCCACUAAUUUACUACUGGAGGAUUAAAAAAUUUCAUGAUGCGUGCUUGGAUUUGAUGCCCAAGUACUUGAAAUUUUUGCCGCAGUUACCUGGGCAUACCAGAAGACGCAUACGGCCAAGUGCCAUCUAUGUGUGCGGGGAGCACCGGUCUGUAGUAUAG
This is a messenger RNA of Gekko japonicus, 1248 nucleotides long. RefSeq names its product G protein-coupled receptor 63 (gene GPR63). Gene Ontology annotation, molecular function: G protein-coupled receptor activity. Gene Ontology annotation, cellular component: membrane. The record is from RefSeq and is a predicted model, not a curated record. The transcript has a single exon. Lineage: Eukaryota; Metazoa; Chordata; Lepidosauria; Squamata; Gekkonidae. Gene Ontology annotation, biological process: G protein-coupled receptor signaling pathway. The coding region runs from base 1 to 1248 and encodes 415 amino acids.